UUUUUGCGCUCGUCUGUCUGUCAUGCCCACUGCAGAUGAUGUACGAAACGUUUCAUAUCACGCGCUCCGACCAUCACCGUGAAUUUUAGUGAUAAAGAGCUGCUGCGCAUCUGCUCACGGCCAGGGGUGGUUACAGUGGAAAAGAGUUAAGAAGCCAAUUAUUCAAAUCCUGCAGCAAUUUCAAUCGAUGACUGCUCUGGUAUCAUAGCAACAACACCCAAGAAUCACUGUAACAUCAGCAACACCCCCAUUCAGCCAGCACAAAACUCCCCGUUUCAAACUCCGGCGCACGGCAUCCUGACAGACACUCCCAGGAGAAUCAGCGCGAGCGCGCCGAAUAUAAGGGGAAGGCUCUUGCGCGGAAAGACACGUCCACAUGAAACGACGGGAGCGCACAAAAACGCAGCGCUGAACGGUGCCUGUCAAACCGUCUCCUAAACAUGGAAUUACGUGGAGUGCCUGGAAUUUGUAUAACAACGUGAUAUUUUCACACUCGAGGAUAGAAACUUUCGUUUUAGACACCCUAAUUAUGGGAUCUGAAUUGUACUCCUCAUGGAUGAUUAACUGACUGGUCUCCCCCUCUCUGCCUCUGCCAUGAUUGCCACUGGCGGGCUCCUGCGCAUCAACGCCCGGCGGCAGGACUCGCUCCGCUCCAAGAACCGCGCCGAGAACAAGCGCAAGCGGAAAGCCAAGAAGAAGAGGAAGAACGAGGUGGUGGUGGUGAAGGGCAAGCUGAAUCUGUUCUCCAUCUCAGGCCUGGUGGCAGCCGUGGGCGUCCUCAUCCUCCUAGUGGGGAUCGCGCUGGCCGUGCUGGGCUACUGGCCCAGGGAGAGCCGGCUGUACCCGGGUUUGCCGCUGCCCAAGCAGCCUCCGGUGCCCGAGAGGAUCUAUGAAAAGAGGCUGGCCGAGUCGGUGAACUGGACGGCCAGCGGGAAGCUCAUGUACCACUUGGACAGAGAUUUGGCUGUUAGUAACAGCUCCAACGGAACAAAUGAGGAAUCGCCCAAGUUGGGAUUUUUCGCAGCUUUUUUGAAAAAGCACCUGUACUCAGACAGGCUUAAGGUUUUUGGACCCCUUAUAAUGGGUAUUGGGAUAUUCCUCUUCAUUUGUGCCAAUGCUGUUUUGCAUGAGAACAGGGACAAAAAGACCAAAAUAAUCAAUCUCAGAGACAUCUAUUCCACCGUCAUUGACAUUCACAGUUUGCGGGCUAAGGAGAAUGUGCCGCUCAAUGGCUUUGUGAACUAUGUGCAGUCCAAAGGAGUGGAGUGUAAGCCCAGUGCCAUGUAUACAGCUGCACUCUUGGCAAAGAGCUCGUGGCCUACAGGUGCCGGAAAGCCAGAUUCAGAGGAUCUUUGCCCGUCAAGACGCCACUCGUUCAGCAAAUUUGAGAGCGCUUCACUCGACAAGCAGACUUUCACAGACACAGUGUACAGCAUCUACAGGGAGCAGAACAGGACGGACAAGCCGACCCCGACUCCCAAACAGUGGGAAACGAGGACCUUAGUCACGUCCUCCGUAAACGCCUUCACGCUGCCCAUGAUUAAGCUCAACAAUCUGAUGAUCGAGGACAGGAGGGCUUCCGUCAAAGCCAACAGAGGGAGAGAGGGCACCGACACUUCCUGUGACAGUCCGGACCACCCCAACGUUUGCCACGUCGGGUGCACCACGGAGGCCAAAGUGGAAACAGGGCGCACGCACACAGUCCUCUCCCAGGAUUCGGUGGAGGUGUACAAGAGCAACGGCAGCCUCCUGGGGGCCUCCCAGAUCUCCCCACAGGGCUCACAGGUGCAGCUGCUCCCCGCCUCGCCAGGCCCCAAGGUGACCGGAUCCCACCUGUCUCUGAGCGCCCUCUCGGACUACUCCAGGUCCAUCGACUUGGGAGUCUGCCCCUCCAGCCCCAGGGAGUGGCAGGUGGAGAGACCACGCCGCCUCAGUUGCCCUCGUCUCGAGGGGUACGGCAGCGGGGGUUACGUUAAACUUGGGAACCUGGGAGGGGAGUCCUUCGAGUCAUACGAGGCUGUGCCACUCAGUCAGGUGACGUCCAUGAAAGUGCUGGACAAAGAACAGACUGAAAAACCCUCAGAUGAACAAGAGGGGAACGGCACUAUGGGAGAAGUCCAAGACGGCUUGACGAGGCAGUACUCCAACAGAGAAAAACUCUUAAUGAUAUCCCAGACAGACACUACUGUGGAGAAUGAAGAGAUCGAGAGCAGAGAAUAGAGAGAGAAGAGUGGCUGAAUCAGUGGCUGAGUGGCUGGUCAGGCUAGAGGUAGAAUGUUUUAAAUGAUCGGCAAAGCUGUUGGAGGCUUUCUGGACCCUUCAGAGAGCAACAGCGCCUUUGCAAUUACGGUGUCACCACCGAAAUAUGGAUCUCUGGCUGGCCGCUAGCAUACCAUUAAUACUGUAUGUAUCCAAUUUUGUAAUGCCUUCCAAAAUUAAGUUUGCAAUAUCCCAUCAUGCGUGAUGUGUUCAUGAUGUGUUCAUUGAAUUGUACAGUGCAGAAACCCAAAGACUCCUUGAUGUUGCAGUUGGAGAAUUCCAUUUCUAGCAGGUGAUAUAAAGCAAAAAAAAAUUAAAGAAGGAAAUAGACGGUUACAUAGCACAGGUGUAUCUCCACUAGAUCUACAAGUCUAUAGAAUCAUGUGCAAUUUUCUGUGUGGUUGUCCCACCUGUGUGCCAGUGUUUCUCUUGUGAAUGAGAGUUGCUGUCUCAGCAGCAUGUGUGUUAUAGUGUAGUGUCAUUGCACUUUUUGGAUACCAGAUGAUGUUUUGGUAAAGGUGUCAAUUCAACCCUAGCAAUAUUUAAUUUGACUUGUCUGAUUGCUCGUAAAGGAAAUAAGUUUGCAUUGACUUGUUGACAAAGUAUUUUUUUUAUUACACUUGUAUGUGACUUGCUUAUUUUUUUUAGAUUAGUCUUGCUUGUUUAGAGAUCGUUGGUAAAUCUGAAAAUGUAAGCACAAUACCCUCUUUCUCUUAAAUGAAAUCCAACUGUCAGGCGUCCUUGACCCUUGACACAGUCAGUGUUCACAAACCAUCCCUCUGUUUAGGGUCUGUGUUUUUGUAACCAACUAAAUGCUGUACGGUUUAAGGACACAUGCUUAUAGUACAUGGUCUCCACUCUCUCUUCCAGGACCAGUCAGUCACACUGCUAAUCCAAUCCAACUCACGAUGCAAAAUGAACACUCAUCCUGUGUUUGUACAUUCAUAUCAUUUACAGUACUUAUAUGUCUUUCAGCCAUCACUCUGUCUUUGCGCUUCCGUUAGGAGGCGCUAUACGGCAUUGCAUUCAAAGGGAAUUGACUCUCACAUUAAAGAAAUGGCACGACUGCUUUGCA
Molecule: messenger RNA, 3334 nt
Organism: Clupea harengus (Atlantic herring)
Lineage: Eukaryota; Metazoa; Chordata; Actinopteri; Clupeiformes; Clupeidae
Gene: tmem200ca
Product: transmembrane protein 200C, genome duplicate a
Source: RefSeq, a predicted model, not a curated record